Alternaria alternata is the source of this 1801-nucleotide messenger RNA. RefSeq lists its product as hypothetical. Gene Ontology annotation, molecular function: protein kinase activity. Gene Ontology annotation, biological process: protein phosphorylation. Bases 111 to 1406 code for a protein of 431 amino acids. The record is from RefSeq and is a predicted model, not a curated record. Lineage: Eukaryota; Fungi; Ascomycota; Dothideomycetes; Pleosporales; Pleosporaceae. The transcript has a single exon.
GAGCGCUUCCGUAGGUCACUAUUGUUUGGAAUUGCGACUGUUGAAGGACCUGCCUAUUUACAUCUCAGAACUUUUGACAUCUUAACGCAACCGUCUAGGCCAUAAUUGUCAUGUCGGCAGGCUCUUCUCAUGGUACGGCGCCAUCAGCAGGCACUCCAAGGUCACUCGACAUCCUUCUCAGGGACUUGGAAAAGCGAUUUGGAAGAAGCGCCGAUGGAGAGUAUGCAAAGAACUUCAAGAACCGAAGUUAUGCCACCAGCCUCGAUGACCUCGAUAGCAACGACGACGGUAAGCCUGCGCUACCUUACGUAGUAGGCGCUACAUUUGUUGCUCGCCGUCAUGAACCACCUGCGCCUUUCGGUUUUGGCUACGAUACUCCUUGGCCGCCUUACAAGACAAACGAUUUCCGACUACCGCAGAUCGACUACUGUCUGAUUCGACAGCCACUCGAAGGUCGUACACUUGAUGAGUCUCGCGUACUCACGAUUACGGGCACGAUACGUACUGGGUGUUCCUUCGGGGCUCAGGUCGUUGUCGUCAACGGAAAUAUAGUGGCGAAGAUAUACGACCCGCUAUACGACGCUGGAGGUGAUUGCUAUGACAACAAGCGCGACGUCGUUUGGCUAGCCGACGGAGACUAUUCACGGGAAACUGCCGCAUACGAGGAAUUGCUAGCAAGCUCCGAUACAUUGAGUCUGGUUCCGGAGUACUACGGGAGCUGGACAAUUGAAGUACCUACGAAAGUGGGCGAUCAGACAUUCACACGACAUGUCCGCCUCAUACUAGUGCAGCAUAUCAAGGGAACCGUCAUGAGUACUGUCCAGCCUCAGUUGCUCUCUCGACAAACACGUUCGGCGAUAAUGAAGAAAAUCUUAGAAGCUGAAUCUCUCAUCUUCAACGCUGGUGUCCUGCACCGCGACAUAUCGCCCCGCAAUAUUAUGCUCGUCCCCCUAGCAUCAAACGUCUCGUUAGACGAUCCACAUCUCCGAGUCGUCAUUAUCGACUUUAACGUUUCUAAUGUCAUCCGCCUUAGCAACGCUUCCUGCCACGCUUCGGACGAUCCCAGCCCUGUAUCACUACAAAGAAAAUGGCCAGGUAAACUCCUUGGUCCAGUAACGAGGUUUUGGAAUGCGAUGGAGGAGUUUGAGGCUCGAGACUGGGUGAACGAUGAAGAUGGGAAGGCGAACGAGUGGUUAUGGGAAUGCUUUGGGCAGAGGGAGGAGUAUGUACCGCUUGUCAGAGACAGAGAAGAGAGUGAACUGUGUCCAAGGAUUGCUUGGCGUAGUGAGCUUGAGGAUCACGAGAACGACGAAGAUGAAACUGUUGCAGGUACCGUGAGGAGCUUGGAUACAUGGGGUGACGGAGAUGGUGAGAUCGUCUUCCGGGGGCGAGGCUGUAAAAGUUAGGUGAGCUCUUGAUCACCACCUAGCACAUACCACGGAAUGUCCACUGGGCUGGGGCCCGGAAAACUGGAAGACGUUCUCGAAACCGAGCCUUUGUCUCUCACAUCGACUUGUUAAAGGCCGAGCUGUUGGCGAUGAUUUGAAAACAUUGACCAUCACAGCGGUGGUUCGCACUCGCUACGACUAUGGAGCACAAUUCAUAGUCAUGAACAAUGACAUGGUUGCCAAGACAUAUGAUCCGCUUUAUCAGAACGAAGGGCAUGAGUACAGCCUCAAAGACGUUGUGUUUGAUGCAUACUUUGACUACAGCCGCAAGGCUGCUGCCUGUCACAUAUUGCAAAAGGCGUCAGCGGUACAGCAAGCCACACCUAAAUCAUGUUGACAGUAACGAUAAACCU